UGAUUAACAGAGGACUAUUAUUGAUCUACUGUCAAAAAGGAGAUCAUAGUAAUCCUCAUGCUACAACUGUGUUAAGAAUGGAAUCUAAUAUACAAGCGGCUGUCAAAAUCUUCUUUGUUGCUUUUUGGGUACCUUUCUUUACCCUAGCUGAAAAUCAAGAAUGUCUUAAAAAAGAUAUUAAUUUUGAGAAUACCCUGAAAAGUGAUCUUCUUGAAAAGUAUAAAACUGGACAGUCAGUGAAACUGAGCUGUGCUACGGGCUACGUUGGAGUUUUGAGGCUCGAAUGUGAAAAUGGAAUAUGGAAAAAAGUUGGAGGGAGAGAAUGUAAAAAAAGACCAUGUGGUCACCCAGGAGACACACCAAAUGGAGACUUCAAGCUUGUAAGAGAGUCAGAGUUUGUAUUUGGAGCUACAGUGGAAUACACAUGUAGGACAGGGUAUAUAAUGGCCAGCAGAGUAAAUUAUCGUAACUGUCGUAGCCAAGGAUGGGAUAAUGCUGUACCUGUCUGUGAAGUGGUGAAAUGCCCUAUUAUUAGCAAUUUAGGUGAUGUGAUUGCAACAGGCAACACUGAAGAAGCAAGCUACAGUGAUGUUAUCCACUUUGAGUGUGCAUCUCCUAACAAGAUGUUAUCGGGACCACAAGACAUACACUGCAAAGAUGAUGGACGAUGGAGUGGCGAUAUACCGAAGUGUAUAGAAAUAAAAUGCCUGCCACCUGAAAUACCACAUGGAUUUACUAACCCUGAUCAGGAGUACAAAGAAAACAAUAUACUACAAUAUAGAUGUGAACGAGGGUACAAUCCCAGAUCCGGAACCCCUAGGUGCACAAAGUAUGGCUGGAGUAUAAAACCAGAAUGUGAAGAAAUUAUUUGUCUACUUGGAUCACCCACAAAUAGUGUUGUCAGCACAAACCCAAGAGGGAAAAAUAUAUUUAAGGCUGGAGAACAUGUGGAGAUUAUAUGCUCAAGAGAUCACUGGGUUUUCGGUACAAAGCAAGAAUCACGAACAAUUGAAUGCCAAGAGAAUGGGAAAUGGGAAUUCAGGCCAGUGUGUGAGGAAAUCACCUGUGAAUAUCCCCAUGGUCAACACCUGUCAUAUCCUCAGCCCUACUAUAGGCCUGUUUAUAAAUUAAGGGAGAGAAUGUGGUAUAAAUGUGAACAUGGUUAUCAAAGUAAAGCUACAACUGCUACAUGUACAGAGAACGGCUGGGAGCCAAAACCACUGUGUACUGAGAGUACUUGUCAAAAACCUGAGAUUGCACAUGGAGAAGUGGUGGGGAUGCUAAAGGAUACUUAUAAGCUAAAUGAACAAAUAGAGAUCCAGUGUGAUCGUGGAUAUAAACCUGAAAAAUUUGCUGCCACCUGUACACAAAACGGGGAAUGGGACAAAAUGCAAAACUGCAAACAAAAACCUUGUGGAGAAACCUCUUUGCAAAAUGGGUUUAUACAUGAACUGGACAAAGGAUUUUCCUACUCAUGUGGCUCAGAGUAUAAAGCAUUUGAUGAGAAAUGGUGGGGAGUGGUAAUCUGCACUGCAGGUCAACAGAGUUAUGCACCACUGUGUAUACCUGAGGAUCGGUGUGGUCAAGUACCCAAUGUUCAUGCAAAGCACAAUCAAGCAGAGAAAGCGUAUGAGAAUGAGGCAACGGUGGAGCUUGAAUGUGAAUCAAAACCAUGUUGUUUUAAAUGUAUCAGGGGACAGUGGGCGAAGCAAGACUGUGAAUCUAAGAGAUGUGGUAUUCCUCCCCGCGUUGAAAAUGCAGUUAUUACUUCUCACAAUCAGCAACAAGUGGAAUACAAAUGUCGAGAAAAUUACAAAAUAAACAGGGAACAGUUAAUAUUCUGCAUCAACUCACAGUGGGAAGAUCCACCAACAUGUGAAUCGGGUGAAGAGCCGAAAUGCCCAGAUCCUGAGCGAGAAAUAAAUAAUGCAACCCUGAUUAGAGCAAAUCUGAAGGCAUACUACCAGGAAGGUGGCACAGUAGAAUACAAGUGUAAAAAAGGCUUUCAGUUUCAGGAUGGGACCCAAGCCACAUGUUCUGAAGGACAAUGGAAUUACCCACAAUGCGUACAAUUGGGUGAAGAGCUGAAAUGCCCAGAUCCUGAGCGAGAAAUAAAUAAUGCAACCCUGAUUAGAGCAAAUCUGAAGGCGUACUACCAGGAAGGUGGCACAGUAGAAUACAAGUGUAAAAAAGGCUUUCAGUUUCAGGAUGGGACCCAAGCCACAUGUUCUGAAGGACAAUGGAAUUACCCACAAUGCAUACAAUCUUUGGCACCCUUAAAUACUCAUCAGGAAGAAAGAAAUGAGACGGUCCUAACCGAAGAAUCUUCUUUGCAUGAAGAUGCCACAGCUGAACAAAAUAGACCACUUUCCACAGCUUUGGCACCCUUAAAUACUCAUCAGGAAGAAAGAAAUGAGACGGUCCUAACCGAAGAAUCUUCUUUGCAUGAAGAUGCCACAGCUGAACAAAACAGACCACUUUCCACAGCGGGUGAAGAGCUGAAAUGCCCAGCUCCUGCGCGAGAAAUAAAUAAUGCAACCCUGAUUAGACCAAAUCUGAAGGCGUCCUACCAGGAAGGUGGCACAGUAGAAUACAAGUGUAAAAAAGGCUUUCAGUUUCAGGAUGGGACCCAAGCCACAUGUUCUGAAGGACAAUGGAAUUACCCACAAUGUGUAAAACAACCGAAGCCUCCAAGGAAGAAAACAGCAACCACAGCCUGAAGACAAAGAAAUGUACAUAAAACACGGUCAAUCUAUAAUAUUCAGGUGUCAAACACGAACAUCAUUAAAAACAUAUUUACAGCAGAAGUGCCUUGAUAGAUAAUUAUAGCUGCUUACGAGUAUUGAAAUUCUAGCAGAUUUUCAUGUAGCUGCCAAAAUAAUAGACUGAGUUUUAUUUUAGAAAAUAAUUAUUACUACUUACUAAAGAUUAAUUUCCUUUUUUCAAAGGAUAUGCAGAUUCUGUGCAGAGUACUAUAAUAUUCUUCUUUAAUUAUGAAUUUUUGUCUAUCUUAACUGGACAAUGAAGUAAGGCAUUGAGGAAUAUUCUUUUACAAAAAGCCUCCUCCAGUGCCACCCAUUCAGGUUUGUCAUGUGUCUUACUCCUCACCUUAUUCUUCCACCAAGCUAAAAUAUUUAAAUUAGCUGCCCAAUAGUAACAUUUGAAAUUGGGGAGGCCAAACCCUCCUCGUAUUUUUGCUUUAUUCAAGUGCUUUCUAGUGAUUCUUGGAGGUUUACUAGCCCAUAUAAAUGUUGAAAUAAAAGAUUCCAAUUUUUUAAAGCAAUAUUGAUGAAUAAAGGCAGGACUGGUUUGAAAUAUAUAUAAAAACUUUGGAAACACAACCAUUUUAAUGGCAUUAAUUCUUCCUGCCAUGGAAAUGGGGAGAGUUUUCCAAAAUGUGUCUGCUUUAAUUUGGUCCACUGUCUUUUCCCAAUUAACUUUUAAUAGAGAUUCUGGUUUGCACCUAAGUAUUUGAAGGACUUAUAAGCAAUACUGAAUUUAGUUGUAGCUAAAAAUUGCUUGUCCCUAUCAUUGGAAAUAGGCAUUAACUCACUUUUUUCCCAAUUUAUUGUAAACCUCGAAAUACCGCCAAAUUUUUCAAGAAGAAUGAGUAAUGGUGGAAUCGACAAUAUAGGUUUUGAAAUAUAUAAAAGAACAUUGUCUGCAUAUAAUGAAAGUAAUUAUGAUUUUUAUAUGACUGAGGAUUGUGUCUUUUCAUAGAUACUUCAGCAAGUCAAUAAAAACAUUUCAAACAUCUGUA
Messenger RNA from Pangasianodon hypophthalmus (striped catfish), 3760 nucleotides. RefSeq names its product complement factor H. NCBI's taxonomy places the organism in Eukaryota, Metazoa, Chordata, Actinopteri, Siluriformes, Pangasiidae. Bases 78 to 2720 code for a protein of 880 amino acids. The transcript has 18 exons. The record is from RefSeq and is a predicted model, not a curated record.